AUGACUUGGUCAUAUUUGACUAUUCUACUGUGCUUUUAUGCAUUUAUUAAAGAGAUCAAAGUUGCCGAGCCUUUUAUAUUUAAGUAUCAAACCGAAGUGUUAAAUAUUGAGAAUGCGCAAUUGAAUGGCGAGGUAUACCCCUACUUCACCUACUCAUAUCUGGUUUUUUCAAUUCCAAUCUUUCUGUUAACUGAUCUGCUUUUGUACAAACCGACAAUGAUCGUUGAGAUGAUCGGCCAAAUUGUCUUCCGGAGCACUUUGAAUUUUGGCGUAAGCGUCUUCUCACAGCAAAUUGGACAAAUUACCUACGCUCUGGCAACUUCUAGCGAAAUUGGAUUUUUUGCAUAUAUCUACGCUCGCUUAGAAAAAGAUCAGCACAGAAAGUUAACGAGCUGGACAAGGGCAGCAACUAUGGGGGGAAGAACGUUUGGUUACUUUAUGUGUCAAACAAUUAUUUUGACUAGGAUCGGAGAUUACGUGACUUUGAUUCGUAUAGCCUUAGUUUUCCCAUGUGUUGUUUUUCUAAUCUCUCUGUUCCUACCCCGUGUGCGCUGGAAAAAGAUGGCUAAAAGGCUAUCUGAAGUAAAUGGAAGUGGAGAGCCACGAAGUACACAAGGCCAAAUGACAGAAAGCUGCACCAUCCCAACAACGUACUCUGCUUACUUGAAAGGUCGACUGUACAAAAUGACGUCUGAAGUUAUAAAAAUUUACAAAAUCGGGCACAUUCGUAAAUGGUCACUAUGGUGGGCUUUGACUACAUGCAUGUCAUUGCAGGUUAGUCAAUAUGCUCAAGCGAUCUGGGGCGAAGUGCAACACGGUGCUUAUAAUCCCUUCAAUGGGUUUGCUGAGGCAGCAUACACAGCUACAGCAGCGACAGCCAUUUUGGUCAUGAGCUUGAUCCGCAUCGACUGGGACAGAUGGGGUGAGAUAACACUUGUGCUUAUUUCUAUUAUCGAUGCUUCUUGUUUGCUCAUCAACGCACAAACCGAAUCGAUAUACGUCAUGUAUGGCUGUUACAUUGGCUAUCGUAGCCUAUUUCAGGUUAUGAUAACUAUAGCCCAAUAUAACUUAGCGCAGAAGAUGGUAGGCGAAUCAUACGGUCUUGUAUUUGGUCUCAACUCGUUUUUGGCACUUGUUUUACAAACGAUUUUAACAGUAAUUGUCAGUGACAAGCGCGGCUUAAGCUUACCUCCAAGGCAACAAGUACUUUUUUAA
Messenger RNA from Enterobius vermicularis (human pinworm), 1215 nucleotides. Lineage: Eukaryota; Metazoa; Nematoda; Chromadorea; Rhabditida; Oxyuridae. The record is from the annotation of a GenBank genome assembly.